This is a messenger RNA of Cyprinus carpio (common carp), 841 nucleotides long. Its product is annotated as regulator of G protein signaling 21-like. Lineage: Eukaryota; Metazoa; Chordata; Actinopteri; Cypriniformes; Cyprinidae. The record is from RefSeq and is a predicted model, not a curated record.
AUGGCAUCCAGAGAUUUGUGUGAACAUGUUCAGGUAUAAAAAACAUCCCACUCCAUCUGCCAGGCGACUCGACCGUAGGCUAUAUACAUUCGUUAGAUUGGAAAAGUCUGUCACAAACAUGGAACAUAGCGGAUCAUUCUGAAUAAAUAUUUCCCGCCACCCUACGAUGCCUAAAAUGCUUUUCUCGAAGAUUCGGAUCUACGAGUUUAAGGACCUCAUUCGGAACAACAAACAACUGAAAACACUACAAAACCAUGAGCCAAAGCUAUCUGAUCUGCUAGAAAACAGAGACUACCUGGACGCCUUUCGUUCAUUUCUCCAGUCUGAGUUUAGUGUGGAGAACAUUGAAUUUUGGCUUGCCUGCAGGGAAUAUAAGCGGAUGACUUCAUCUGGCAAACUCUCUAACAAAGCAGCAGAUAUCUACAAAGAGUUUCUCCAUCCCAAGGCUCAAAAAGAGGUCAACAUUGACCAUCACACUCGUGAGAAGAUCAAGAGAUCUUUGAUAAAGCCUGACCUCACUUGUUUUGAUGAAGCCGAGAUGCAUAUAUACAGACUGAUGGAGGAAGACUCCUGCCCAAGGUUCCUCAAAUCUGAGGCCUAUCAGAACCUGAGGAACGCAGCCACAAACCCAAUGCAGACCAGCCAAUGACAACUAAUUCAAUGGAAAAAAAAUGUUCCUUAAUGAGCCGGCACACAGAAAGAGGACACAUGCACAUGGUUUAGAGGAAAUGACAGAGGAGAACAGAAAGUAUGUGGUGUGCAGAGGCUCAGCUUCAUUGGUUUGAGUGAUAAGAUGAAUGUGAAAAAUAAAAGUGUCACCGUUACAGGCAAUGAUCAAGAA